CAUUCAAUUUUCAGUUCACAUCGAACGCGAGAACUGUGCGGACGUGCAAGCGGCAGCGGCAAAGUUCGGCCUAAUAACAACACAAGUAACGCAACAACAAAAAACCACGCGCUCCCCAACUUACACGUUCCGCGCUGUCUCUCUCACUCUCGCUCACAAUCAACAGCAACCUCAACAGGCGCCUACAAUUUCCCCAAAAAAAAAAAAAUAAUAAUAAUAAUAAUAAAAAAACUUAAUUAAAACAACAAAUCAAGCAAUUAGUAAAAAGACUUUUGUGCCUCUUCCCCCUUGACUUUGUGUACGUCGGCUAUUGUCGUACCCCUUCAUUUGGCCCGCGCCCCCUUUAAGCCCUCCAACAAAAACUGCACUUGCACUGCCCACCGCCUGAAGACGCCGCGCGUUAAAUAAAUGAACAAUAAAAAACCAAAAAAAAAUAUAUAUAUAUAUAUAUUACAAGCAACAACAAAAAAAUACUAAACAUAUUUAAGUCAAAAAGAAAGGCUGCCAACUUGAAUUGCAAUUGUCAAUUGUGUGCCUAACUGAACAGUUAUAAACACACAUAUAUAUAUAUAUAUACAUUUGUUUGUGUGUGUGAUUUUUUUUUUGCAUUUUUGUUUGGGUUCUGUUUCCUCGCAGAAAUUCAAAAGUCCUGGAUUAUUUUGAAUUUGGAGGUAAAUACAAAUGCGGUAAAAGACAAAAAGUGUGCGUAUUAAUGCAAAAUUAACGAAACAUAACGGGCCACACACACACACACACACACAUACACAUUACAAUCAAACAGCAAAAGCAAAGUGAAAUCUCACGCAGCGGCAGCGCAGCACGCAGCGUGUCGAGUCAAGACCAGACACACGCACACAUACACACGCACGCACGCACAGACGCGCGCGUGUUGUAAUUGCAAAAAAACAAAAAAAAACACAAAAAAAAAGUUGCUUCCUGUCGAAUCCAAAAAUUUUCUAAAAACAAAGUGUGCUCUUAAAAAACACGCACCAAGACAUUUUACUGAGAGAGAGAACAUUAAACUAAAAACAUUAAAAAAAAAAAAAAUAAAAAUAAAAUAAAAUUUUAAAAAGUGAAAAACAAUAUAAAAACAAAUAAAAAAUACAAACAAAAAUAAACAGACACUGUGACGCGGCAUAUGAACGAUUUGUGGUUUACCUUGUGUGCAGUGGGAAGAAGCAGCAGCAGCAGCUACAACAACAACAACUAAACAAGAAGAAGCAGCAGCAGCAACAGCAAAAGUUAAAAGAAGAAGAGAGAAAGAGAGACUUGAAAGAGUCCACAGCAGAGCUUUGAAUGCGUUUCAGACGCACACACUUGCAAACGCAGUCGCGCACGCACACACACACACACACGCAGACACAGACACACACACAGACACAGGCACAUCGCACAAUGACCUUGCCCACAAAUACAAACGCAGCGAACGGCAGCGAUGAUGACUCGGACAUGUUUGGACCGCCGCGCUGCUCGCCGCCAAUUGGCUAUCAUCAUCAUCGGUCGCGCGUGCCAAUGAUCUCGCCCAAGCUGCGUCAGCGCGAGGAGCGCAAACGCAUCCUGCAGCUGUGCGCCCACAAGCUGGAGCGCAUCAAGGACUCGGAGGCGAACUUGCGGCGCAGCGUUUGCAUCAAUAACACCUAUUGCCGACUCACCGAUGAGCUGCGGCGCGAGAAGCAAAUGCGUUACCUCCAGAAUUUGCCAAAAACCGAAAACAGCAGCACGGAAUUGGCGCGUGAGAACCUCUUCCAGCCGAACAUGGACGAUGCAAAGCCGCUCAACAACAACAACAACAACAACAACAACAACAACAACAACAACAACAAAUCAACGUACGGCGAUGUCAACGGGGCACGCACAAUUUGCUCGAUUGAGAACCAUCAAUCGGCGCAGCUGAUGCGUCACGGCGGUGCCACGGCCAAUUCACAUGGCAACGGGAACAGCAUGAUAUCCAGCUCCUCCUCCUUCUCCUCCUCCUCCUCCUCCUGCUCCGCCUCCUCCUCCAACGCCUCGAUUGUGCCCGUUUCUGCCGCAGCCGCGGCCGCAGCCGCCGCUGUGGCGGCACGCAAACGUCAAUUGUCCAACAGUAAUCUGGUUAACGAUCUGGAGAUAUUAGAUCGUGAGCUGAGCGCAAUAAAUGCACCGAUGCCGCUUAUCGAUCCGGAGAUAACACAAGGUGCCGAACAGCUGGAGCGAGCAGCUCUGUCGGCGUCAAGGAAGCGUUUGCGCAGCAACAGCGAGGACGAGAGCGAUCGGUUGGUGCGCGAGGCGCUCUCACAGUUCUAUAUACCGCCGCAGCGUCUCAUAUCGGCCAUCGAGGAUUGUCCAUUGGAUGUUGUGGGUCUCGGCGAGCAGCAGCAGCAGAGCUGCAACAGCAACAGCAAACGGAUCAAGCUGAGCAACAGCAGCAACAGCAGCAUCAGCACAGCUGAUCACUUGGAGCUGGUCGAUUUUGAUAUGAAUCAGAAUCAAAAGGAUUUCGAGGUGAUCAUGGAUGCACUGCGUCUGGGCACACCGACCCCGCCCAGCAGCGGCAGCGAUUCGUGCGGCCAGGCGGCCAUGAUGAGCGAAUCGGCGAGCGUCUUUCACAAUCUGGUUGUCACCUCGCUGGAGACAUGAAAGUAUCAGUAAUGCGUUACACAUAAGAAGGGAGA
Molecule: messenger RNA, 2651 nt
Organism: Drosophila virilis
Lineage: Eukaryota; Metazoa; Arthropoda; Insecta; Diptera; Drosophilidae
Product: histone-lysine N-methyltransferase, H3 lysine-79 specific
Source: RefSeq, a predicted model, not a curated record